This is a messenger RNA of Penicillium canariense, 1455 nucleotides long. Its product is annotated as NAD(P)/FAD-dependent oxidoreductase. The record is from RefSeq and is a predicted model, not a curated record. Gene Ontology annotation, cellular component: cytoplasm. Lineage: Eukaryota; Fungi; Ascomycota; Eurotiomycetes; Eurotiales; Aspergillaceae. The transcript has 4 exons. Bases 1 to 1455 code for a protein of 484 amino acids. Gene Ontology annotation, molecular function: oxidoreductase activity.
AUGAACGCCAGUGGCGAUAUCAUCACUACCAGAGCCAUUGCGUACACUUUCUUUACAACCACAAUGUCGUCAGAACAUUACCCUGCCCCAAAUGGGAUGCUCCCGUACUGGCGGACCGAGCCUCAUCGGCUGGACGACUGUCGAUCCACCGAUGCCCUACCAAAGGAGAGCGAUAUCGUCAUCGUGGGCGCUGGAUAUGCAGGCGCCUCCGUUGCGUAUCAUAUCCUAGGCCAGACCAAGCCGGGGUCCAAGCCGCCAUCUAUCACGAUAGUGGAAGCGCGACAGGCAUGUUCUGGAGCCACCGCCCGAAACGGAGGCCAUGUGAAGCCUGAUCUCUACAACUAUAUCUCUACGGUGGCAGCAGAACAUGGCGUCGAGGCAGCAGGGGAGGUCGCCGCAUUUGAAGCCAAGCAUGUCCAUGCCAUGAAGGACUUUGUUGAUCAGGAGAAUAUCGACUGCGACUAUACAGUCACCAAAGCGAUUGAUGUGCAAUUAAACGCCCAGCAUUACCAGAAGCUCAAGGAUGGUUAUGAGCGAUUGAUCGCAGCUGGAUGCGGUCCAACGAAGCAGGCUCGAUCUGUCGGGGCCAAUGAAGCCCAAUCGUUCUCAGGCGUCAAGGGUGCUGUGGGCUGUUUCACGUAUGAUGCCGGAAGUAUCUGGGCCUACAAAUUCGUGCUCCAUCUCCUGGAAAAGGUGGUUUCACAAGGCGUAAAUCUGCAGACCCAUACCCCCGUGUCAAGCAUCACGAAAUCCACCAUUCCAUCCGCUCCCUAUGGCUGGGAAGUGAAGACUCCCCGCGGCACCAUCGCGGCCCGAAAGGUGAUUUUUGCGACGAAUGCCUAUACCUCCGCUCUUGUGCCACAGUACAAGGACAAGAUUAUUCCCGUCAGAGGAACGUGUAGUCGCAUUGCUGUUCCGCCAGGGUCCACGGCCCCUCGCUUGACUCAUACUUAUACCUUGCGGUGGGGCGGCUGGGACUAUGACUAUCUGAUCCCGCGAGCGGACGGGAGCAUUGUCGUCGGGGGAGCCCGGUCAACUUUUAUUCACGACUUGAACGAUUGGUAUAAUGUGAGUGAUGACAGUCGAGUUCUGGAGGGUGCUGUGCGCUAUUUCGAUGGGUAUAUGCAGCGCAACUUUGUGGGGUGGGAACAUAGUCAUGCAUACACCGACCGGGUGUGGACGGGAAUCAUGGGUUACUCCGCGGAUGGACUGCCUCAUGUCGGGUCUGUUCCUGGGCAGAGUGGUCAAUACAUUCUGGCUGGGUUUACCGGCCACGGCAUGCCGCAGAUCUUUUUCGCGGCACAGGGGAUUGCGAAGAUGGUUGUCGAUGGAGUGGCGUUUGAAGAGACUGGUCUCCCCCGGCUAUUCAAGACGUCCCAGUCUAGGCUUGAUGAGCGGGAGAAUAAGAUCUUCCACAGCACGCCUCAGACUGGACCAUCGCAGGCUAAGCUCUAA